This is a messenger RNA of Chelmon rostratus (copperband butterflyfish), 1739 nucleotides long. RefSeq names its product divergent protein kinase domain 1A-like. Bases 183 to 1469 code for a protein of 428 amino acids. The record is from RefSeq and is a predicted model, not a curated record. Lineage: Eukaryota; Metazoa; Chordata; Actinopteri; Chaetodontiformes; Chaetodontidae. The transcript has 5 exons.
CGCAGCUCAGUCUGCCGCCUCGCCGCAUCCGAGCGCACUUUGACGGCGCCGCCGACACAGUCAGGGAUGGUUUACAUUGGGAAGGAGUCCAGGCUGAGCCCGAUAGGCGUUCCCUGAGACCGUCUGAAGUGAGCGCCGAAUUUCUUCCUACAGCAGCUUUUGUGAGAUGUUCUGCAUCUGCCAUGGCAAGAGAUCUGUUUCCAUGGGGGUUCUUCAGAAAGCCUCUGUACAUCCAGGCCAGAUUUUCCUACCUACAUAUGAAGUACCUGUUCUUCUCGUGGCUGGCAGUGUUCGUGGGGAGCUGGAUAGUUUAUGUGGAGUACUCGUCCUACACAGAACUGUGCCGCGGACACGACUGCAAAAACUCAAUAUGUGACAAGUACAGGAAAGGUGUCAUCGAUGGCUCGGCCUGCAGCAGCCUGUGUGAGAAAGACACGCUUUACCUGGGGAAGUGCUUCACUGCCAAGCCCAACAGCCAGGUGUACUCUGGGAGCUGGGGAGACCUGGAGGGAGUCAUUAAGUGCCAGAUGGAGGAGGCCCCUCAUUAUGAUUUGGGAAGUGAGAUGGAGCCCAGGAAGGAGGCUGCAGCCUUCAACAAGCCCACCAAGGGGACUUCUGUGGAAAAAUUCAGAGAGAUGAUCCUCAACCACCUAAAGGCUAAAGUGGGGGAUCAGGCCAACCUCGCAGACCUGGCAACACAAGUAUUGUCUAUAACAGAUGCUAAUAAGGACGGCCACAUCUCACUGCCCGAGUCUCGCUCCACCUGGGCUCUGCUGCAGCUCAAUGAGUUCCUGUUAGCGUUAGUCCUGCAGGACAGGGAGCACACGCCCAAGUUACUGGGCUUCUGUGGAGACCUGUAUGUGAUGGAGAAGGUGCCGUAUUCUCCACUGUAUGGGAUCAGUCUACCCUGGAUCAUCGAGGUGUGGAUUCCUGCCGGUCUGCGCCGCAGCAUGGACCAGUGGUUCACCCCCUCCUGGCCGCACAAGGCCAAGAUCUCCAUCGGACUGCUGGAGCUGGUGGAGGACGUUUUCCACGGCACUUUUGGCAGCUUCCUCAUGUGCGACGUGAGCGCCACCAGUUUCGGCUACAACGAUCGCCACGACCUGAAGGUGAUGGAUGCACGCUACAUUGUUCCUGAGGCCAUCUUCCAAGAAGGCAUAAGGCAGCAGCGAUGCGACGUGGACGAGGACUGUCUUUACGGGUCAGACUGCCUCACUUCCUGUGACCUCACCAAGCACCGCUGCACACCCGAGGUCACCAGGCCCAACUUAGCCAAAGCCUGCGAGGUACUGAAGGACUAUAUUCUGAGAGGUGCCCCGUCUGACGUGAGAGAGGAGCUUGAGAAGCAGCUGUAUGCUUGCAUCGCACUGAAAGGUUCAGCGGAGCAGAUGGAGAUUGAGCAUUCACUGAUUCUGAACAAUCUCAAGACUCUGCUAUGGAAGAAAAUCUCCCAUACUAAAGACUCCUAAUAGAGACAGAAAGACCGAUUCCUGUCAGUUUUUACAUACUGGACGUCUUUUCACUGUGGAAACAAAUGCGCCAUUCUCACUGUAUUCAACUUCACAUGUAUAACUGAUGUAUUUUAUCCUGAAGCAGUUGUCAAGGAAUGUCACUUUCAUAUUAAAAAAAAUGUAAUCAGUAACCUUCGUUCAUAUACUGGAGCAAAAUGAGCAAUUUUUUUGAAACCGUGACAAAUCAAUAAAUUUAAGAACCGUCUGCUCAACCCUCAGCAGAGCACU